Molecule: messenger RNA, 1242 nt
Organism: Kockovaella imperatae
Lineage: Eukaryota; Fungi; Basidiomycota; Tremellomycetes; Tremellales; Cuniculitremaceae
Product: ankyrin repeat-containing domain protein
Exons: 3
Coding region: 49-1206 (385 amino acids)
Molecular function (GO): protein binding
Source: RefSeq, a predicted model, not a curated record
AUCCUCCUCCUGUUGACCACCAUCAUUCGACGGCAGAGGAACCAUGAGAUGACGUCUCUAGGGCGAGCUCGGCUGCCCUCGAGUAUGGAGAAUGGUCCGACAAUGCAUAUCACGCGGAAUCCCGCUAUACGCAUUCGACAAGCUGUCCGAGAUAAUAAUGUUCCACUCCUCGCUCGACUACAGCAUAAGACUGAUCUCAGGAACACGGAUCGUAACAGAUUGACCAGUUUAAGCUGGUCAGCUAUUGAUGGGAGCUUGGAGGUGUUUGAAUGGCUCUUAUUGGAUUACGGACAUGAUGAUCAAGAGCUAAGUCGAGAUGCCGAUAACAAUACCAUCCUCCACCUACUUGCGUCUGUCCCUUCGCCUCCUGGGUUAUCACCUCAUAAUCACCUCAUUGAAUCUUUUUCAUUUUCUCUUCGUUCCACUACUCGACCAAUCUCUGAACAAAUUGCCAUUUGUUUACGAAUGACCCACCUCUACCAUACAGUCUUCCCGUUCAUCCUUGAUUGGUCCAACUCGGGUGGUAAGACGGCUCUCCAUCUCGCUGCUCAAGCCGGAAACUCGCAAUUCGUCAAUACUCUAUGCGACUUUGGGGCAGAUAUCGACUUGACAGAUCUACAGGGCAAUUCUCCUCUGCAUUAUGCUUCUGCCUGGGGCCAUAUAGAAACCAUCAAAGUCCUGUUGGAUCGAGGCUGCCCACACAACGUCAAGAAUGUCGAUGGCUUCACAGCUGCAGAUUUCGCGUACUCGCAUACGGUCAAGGCGGCCUUGGAGGCGGGAGUGAGAGAGAUCUACGACGGCAAGCGGAAUAGACGAAAAGCAGAGAUCAUCUCGAACGAAAUAAUGAACCCAUUAACGGAACCUAGGAUGAGAUCUGGAAGCACUUCGACAGGUCGUUCAGGGUCACGACAGCCCAGUUCUCAGCCCAUCAUGAGGAGGGAGUCUGAACCGAAUUCUAAACGACCAGAAGUCUUACCUUUAACCAUUGAUACGCGCAUACCUCGACCCUUUCCUGGUAGAUCCCCAUCACUUCCCGUAUCAUCUCAUCCGAAAUCACCUCCACCGCCAUUACCCGGCCCGCAAGUUAUUGGUAUUCCGACGAGUCAAGGACCGCCCCAGAGCUUACCUAUGCGGAGGGCCAACUCGGCUCAGACAGGAAGCUCAGCCAGUGAAGGAUCACGCAGAGCCCGGGGCACACCAAUUUGAGCAAAGGAGUAGAUGAUGAUAUGCAUGGAUACAGUA